UAUAGUCAGGAUAGCUGUGACAGCAUGGAAUGUAAUUCUAAGCGAGUGAGAGUGUAAUUGUUAUUGAGUCCAAAAAGGAGCCCUAUUUGCAUUUUGAGGAACACAAGAAAGCUGCCAGAAACAUUUAGAGAGAGCAGAAAAGAGGAGCAAAAAUAAAGACAUAAAGGCAAGAGAAAGGAUUACGAAAACAGUUUUAAAGGAACAACACUUGGAAAAUGGAAAACCUUGACUUGUCCUCAAUGAAACUGGUUGAUCGUCCUGAGACGUUUGAUUUUGAGGGCAUUUCUAUGACCCACUACUUUACUGACAACUGGGAAAAGGUGAAGAACUUUCAGGCAAGACCAGAUGACAUUCUUAUCGCCACUUACCCAAAAGCAGGUACCACGUGGGUUUCUUAUAUACUGGACCUUCUGUAUUUUGGUAAUGAUGCUCUGGAGUGUGAGACUUCCCUGCCUAUCUAUAUGAGAGUGCCAUUCCUGGAGUCAUGUUUUCAAGGAUCUCCAACAGGGACUGAAAUGGCUGAUAAUUUGCCUACCUCUCCUCGCCUCAUCAAAACUCAUCUGCCUGUUCAGCUUGUGCCCAAAUCUUUCUGGGAGCAAAACUCAAGGGUUGUUUAUGUAGCUCGCAAUGCAAAAGACAAUGCUGUUUCCUAUUUUCAUUUUGAUCGAAUGAAUAUGGUACAACCCGAACCAGGAGAUUGGAACAAAUUCUUACAGAAAUUUUUGAAAGGAAAGAGAACGCUUCCCUGUGUGCUCACAGCCACGGAGGUCCUUUCCCUGUCUGAUUUCGCUCCCAUCCUGGAGCCAUCUGUCCUCGCUCCCAUCCUAGAGCCGUCUGUCCUCGCUCCCAUCCUAGAGCCGUCUGUCCUCGCUCCCAUCCUGGAGCCAUCUAUCCUCACUCCCGUCCUAGAGACACCUGAUCCCAUUCAUUCUCUUAAGUUAUCUCCUGGAUCGAUCACGCCUAAUCAAAAAGAUGCACCUUUUGGCAGAGAUGAAACAUCUGCUGCGGGGGUGGAACACCAAAUCCCAAAAUCCCUCUCUGCCGGUGUCUCUAGAAAGGCCCGCUGAGCCCGCUGUUGACCAUCGGGAGGUGGACAAAUCCAUUGCAGCUUCUUUGGGCGCCUCUCUGGCUUCUCGUCGUCAGAGGAAGCAUGCCACCAAAUGCCAGGAGGCGGUGGCCGUUCCUGCUGCCGACUGCCAGGGGCCACGGAGGCCGUUUCCCUGCCACUGCCAGCACCCACGGAGGCCAUUCCCCUGUUGCUGUCAGUGCUCACAGCCACGGAGGUCCUUUCCCUGUCUGAUUUCGCUCCCGUCUUUGAGCUGUCUGUCCUCGCUCCCAUCGUGGAGCCGUCUGUCCUCGCUCCCAUCCUGGAGCCGUCUGUCCUCGCUCCCAUCCUGGAGCCGUCUGUCCUCACUCCCAUCCUGGAGCCAUCUAUCCUCACUCCCGUCCUAGAGACACCUGAUCCCAUUCAUUCUCUUAAGCUAUCUCCUGGAUCGAUCACGCCUAGUCAAACUGAUACACCUAGUCAAGUUACUAUAUCAAGUCUAGUCAACAUAUCAAGUCAAGCCAAGUCAAGCCGCCCAGCCUAGUCAAGCAGCCAAGUCUAAUCAAGCUACCACAUCAAGUCAAGCCAUCAGUCAGGUCAAGCCGUCAAGCCAAGUCAAGCAGCCAAGUCAAAUCAAACCGCCACACCAAGUCAAGCUGUCUAACCAAGCCAAACCACCACGACAAAUCAAGCCACCACGCCAAGUCAAACCAAAACAUCAAGUCGUGCCAACAAGUCAAUUCGUCACUGCCGCACCAAGUCAAAUCAUCUCACCUAGUCAAGCUGUCCCACUAAGUUAAGCUGUCACGCCAAGUCAAACUUUCAAGUCAAGCCAAGCCAUCACAUCCAGUCAAGUCACCAUGUCAAGCCAAGCCACUACAUCUAGUCAAGCCACCUGGUCAAGUCAAGUUAUCUCGACUAGUCCAACAGCCAAGCCUAGUCCAGCUGCUAUACACUGGUCCAUCCUGCUGGCGUCGCUUGAGUUGCUCUUGUUUGUUUCAAGUUUUCCCCUGUUGGUUUGUUUUUAGUUCUAUUUUUGUCUUAUUGAUUAGUUUCUCCCUCAUGAGAGUUUUUGUUUGUAUUUGCUUUGUGUUUAUUCAAUUAAAAACCCCUUCAUUGCCAUCCUGCAUCUUGGGCCCUU
This is a messenger RNA of Myxocyprinus asiaticus (Chinese sucker), 2186 nucleotides long. RefSeq names its product cytosolic sulfotransferase 3-like. Gene Ontology annotation, cellular component: cytoplasm. Lineage: Eukaryota; Metazoa; Chordata; Actinopteri; Cypriniformes; Catostomidae. Bases 216 to 1067 code for a protein of 283 amino acids. The record is from RefSeq and is a predicted model, not a curated record. The transcript is spliced from 6 exons. Gene Ontology annotation, molecular function: sulfotransferase activity. Gene Ontology annotation, biological process: sulfation.